AUGAAUCAAUUAUUGAAACCUAUAUUAAAUUUUGAUUUUAGUGAAGUACGUUUUGAUGAGCAAUAGAUACCAAAUUAUACAAGAGAAUUCAUGGAUCAAAUGAAAGAUCAUAUGUACCAUGUUAGAAAGUUUGAAUAAAUGUAAAAGAAUCAAAUUCCAAAAUUAAUUCCACAAAGACCAAUGAGUGCCUAAACUAAAUACUUAAUGACUUCUUAAGAAAAACAUAAAUACUUAAAAAAAAAGAAAGAACCUACCUAAAUUAUAUCAAAUAAGAAAUUAUAAGGUAAAAAUACUGUAAAAAUAACUAAAUUUGGGAAAUAAUUUAUAUCUGAAACAAUUCCUGUGAUUAAUUCAAAUAUUUUCAUUUCUGGUUCAGAUUUAUAACUUCCUAAAUAAAUUAAUAGUUCUAAAGUCUCUAAAAAGUAAUCACCAAAUUAAAAGUUAAUUAAUAAGACAUAAGAAAUGAAUUAAAAAUCCUUCGAUUAACCUAUUAAAGAUGAGGUAUUUGGUCUUUUUGAUUGGGAAGAAGAGUUUGAUGAUUAAUUUUAUAUAAAGGAAGCAAUGAAGUAUUAAGAAAAAAAUUAAAUACUCUAAAUGAUCUAAAAAGGAAAUAGGGAAUAAUUUUUAUAAAAAUUAAAAAUAUAAAAUAUACCUUCAAAAUAAACAAAAGAAGAUAUUCUAAAAUAAUAAUAAUUAGAAAUUGAAUAAAAAUAAGUUAAAUUGGAAUAAUUAAGACAAUAAAAUAAUACUUUAUAGCUACUUUAAACUACUUAGAAUUUAAAAAAAGAAGAAGAUGAAUAUGACAAUGAUUUUGUAGAAGAAUAAUAAAUUAUAGAGAAACCAAUAAUUCAAUAAUAAUUAGUUUCAAAUAGUGAAGAGGAUGAUGAAUAUGAUAAAGAUGGAUUUGAAGUAGAUGAAGAGAAAAAGAUUGUAGAAGUUAAUAAUAAUAAUAAAGAUGAUGAAAAAUAAUUAAAUUUAAAGAAAACAGAAUAAAUUAAUAAUAAAACCACAACAGAUUCUAAAAGUAGUUUAAUUUAAAAUUCAAAGAAUAGAAAGAAAUAAAUUAUUUAUAGAGCAAAAAAUGCAAAAGAAAGAAAAUAAGAGUUAGAAGGAAUGAGAGAAGAACUUGAAAAAAAUUUAAUAGAAAAUGAUGUUGAAUCUGCUAAACUAUAUAAAUUAUUAUAAGAUUCAAAAGAGAAAGAAAAAAUAAUGAUUGAUGUUAAUUUAAAAAGACGAGAAGAAUUAUCUUUGGCUCGUUUAACAUUAUAGUAAUUAUCAGAAAAAAUUGAUUAAUAAUUACACAUGAUUGAUGUAAUAGGAAUAUUAAUAUAAUUAGGAUUUAGAUAAAAAAGAACAUUAUGCUUAACAAAUUAUAGAAAAGUUGAAAGAAAAUAGAUAAAAAUAAUAAUAAUAAUAUGAUGAAGAGAUUGAAAAGUUUUUAGCUUGUAAAGUAAUUGCUAGAUUUCUUAAAGGAAAGAAAGAUAGAAAAUUAUUUUUAGAAUUAAGGCGUUAAAAGUUUAUGAAUAUGCUAAUACAAUGA
Paramecium sonneborni is the source of this 1540-nucleotide messenger RNA. NCBI's taxonomy places the organism in Eukaryota, Ciliophora, Oligohymenophorea, Peniculida, Parameciidae. The record is from the annotation of a GenBank genome assembly.